This is a messenger RNA of Trichoplax adhaerens, 6480 nucleotides long. RefSeq lists its product as uncharacterized. Bases 1 to 6480 code for a protein of 2159 amino acids. Gene Ontology annotation, molecular function: transmembrane transporter binding; small GTPase binding. The record is from RefSeq and is a predicted model, not a curated record. The transcript is spliced from 9 exons. Gene Ontology annotation, biological process: exocytosis; regulation of membrane potential. Lineage: Eukaryota; Metazoa; Placozoa; Uniplacotomia; Trichoplacea; Trichoplacidae. Gene Ontology annotation, cellular component: membrane.
AUGGGUUAUCCUAGAAUUUAUGAUAUAAGACUUUAUGCAUUAUUAUUUAUGAGAGUGAUAAGAAAUUAUUUCGGCAAUAUCAGUAAUGAUUUCUCCCAGGAUUAUAUAGUAAAAAAUUGGUCGUGUUUGGCGUGUAUUAAGAAGAAAGAACUUCAAGCUAGAACUGGUGAAUGGUUUCAGUCGGCUUCGACAAGCAAUUUUUCACCUUUACGUGAUCCUGCUGCUGUAGAUAAUAUGAUUGAUCCUGAUAAACAAUACGAGCAUCAAAAUACUGGUGAAAAUGUUAAUCAAAAACCAACUUUACUUUCAACAUCUGUAUCAUCAUUAAGUAAAGCAUUUGUUACGUUAAAACAAAAUGCAAACUCUGUUAAACAAGCUUUAAGUAAUGCUAAUGCUAAUAACAACGACGAGAAUCAAACAUCUCAAUUACAACAAUCACAAAGCUUAAACUCUAGUACCGUAUCUUUACGCACAAAUAGUACAUCAUCACGUCGAGAGCAUACAGGAUCGUUACUUUUAACUCCCCAUGACAAAAUGGAUGGUGAGGGAAUUCCAGUAUCAAGAUCUUCAUCAUUUUCAGCAAUGCCUAAGCGUAAGUCCAGCGGGCCACGACCACCUCGACCUCCGCCACCCCGCUCUAAUUCUACAUCUUCAAGCAGAUCACCUACUCGUAGUCCGUUAUCACAAUCGCCGACUCCAGAUAAGCAAGAACAAUCUAUUCCUAAUGGUGAAAUGAAUGGUCACGAUGUUGAAUUAGCGAAAUCAUCGCAAGAAGAACCAAAAUUAGCUACAAGGAAUGAUCAUCAUGUAGAAGAUGGAGUAACUCCUGAUGAUAGCAAAACUAAAAAAUUAACACCAAGCCGACCACCACUACCAAGUCGAGCCUCAUUGAAAAGGAGAUCAAGUAGAUCUCAAUCAACAAGUCAACCUAGCGAUUCAGCGACACCAAGCAACGAUGAUAAUCGAAUAAUUCCAGCCCACGAUAAUAACGUUAACGCAACACCUCCUACAGAUUUUUCUGAUAAUCCGAGGCAACCAGAAAAAGAACCUACUGAAGAUAGUUCAGAUUCGUUACCUAAUGGUGAAGAACAUCAACCAACUAGCCCUAAGGCCUCAACAGUGCAGCCACCAAAAGUAGAAAAUGACUCGAAUACGACCACUGCGGAAAAACCAACAAAAACCCGUGAAGCAGCCCCCAGUAAUAUGACAUCUGUUAAUCAAGAUACACCUCAAAAUAACGAUCAAGAAACUGCAGAAGUCAAAGCAAAGCCAUCAGAAUCCAAGAAAGUGCCACCUAGUCGACCACCUCGUCCUCACCCUAAUGCUUUAAAGAGGACAUUAAGCAAUAAAAUGAAAACUCAACAGCAGCCACGAAAAGACAGCAAAACCGAUCAGGAAGUACCAAAAACCAUGCACGUAUCCGAUGAUAUCCCUCAAGCACAACAACCGACAUCGGUGCAAUUACAUCCUGUCCCCAAGGAAGUACCAAAAGCAGCAAAAGAGGAACCUAUUACAGCGGAAGAAAAUGAUGCCACGUUAAAUGAAAUGCCAGCACAGACUAACGAACAUUCGGCUACCUCAAAGGAUAGUCCUACAAGAGGUCACAGCGUUAAUGAUUUGCCUGAAGAUGCAGCAAUUCACGAUUCACAUGAUAACCAUGCCGAAAUUAGCCCUAAAGACCAAGAUAAAAGCAUUACACCGCAUGGUGAUGCCAUAACACAGAAGCAAGAGCACCAAAAUCACGCUGAAGUCAUACCUGAAGAUUCAGGUAAGGUCGGUGAUUUGCAUCUAAAAGCAGAUCGCCAACCAGUUAGUAAACCAGUGGUUAUGCCAGAAGUCCAGAAAGAAGCUCCACAGACUGUCAUAAAAGUGAACAAUGAUGAGCAUAUUAAGGAAGCAAAUCAUACCGGGAGUAAUAACAUUGCACCUCCAGACACUACAUCUACACAUUCCAGGAGUAGUUCAGUCGGGAAUUUCAGUGAUGACGACGUAUUUGAAGAUGCGCUUUCAGAUGGAGAAACAGAAGAGCAUACGAAAGCAGCAGCUGUCGGUACCUCAGAAAGUGCUGCUCCAACGGAUGGUAUAAAAGAGCCAAUCAAUACACCUGUCACUGUUAAUGAAGCUAAAAAAACAAGUUUAGAAAGUCCUGUGCAGAAACGCAUCAGAAUUCCCUCCGUAGAGGAUACUGUAGACGCUGCGCUAGCUUCCGGCAUAGCUACUGCAGCUGUUUUAUCAUCUCCUAAAAAUCUACAGAAUGCAAAUACUAAAAAUCAAGCUUUUAAACUUCCACCAGACCAUCCUCAAGAUGGAAUAAAGUCUUCUGAGCCUGCAACAGUUAGUAAACCACAACAAGCAGAUGUUAAACCAAAGAUAGAAAAUGAGGGACCAACUAGUGACAAUAAACAGACUAAUUUAAAGCACAACCAAAGUGGAAGCAAACAACAUCAAGACAGCAAAAUUCCCAAUUCAGUAUCUUCUAGUAAUAAGAUGAAAAAUACGAUAACAAACAGGAAUGAACAACCUCAAGUCACAGUUCAAACCAAGAGCGCAUUACCAGUCAAAAUUAUUGAAAAUCAAACACCUGCAAGUCAGCUUAAACAACCACAACAACUUACUAAAGUAGAGAAAGAGCCAUCUCCUGCAAUGGCUAGCAAUCAUUUACAGAAUAACACGAAUAAUGGACACAACGGAGCAAUGAAUGAAACAAAAUCUGUACCUACUAGCAAGUCGAAAAGCAAAUCGCCAAAAUCGACACCAUCUAAAACAAAGUCAGCUAUUGCAGCUGGCAUUGUUUUAGCAGAUACUACGGCUAAAAAUAAAUCACCAAGAUCUACUCCAUCGAAAACGAAAGCAGCUGCAGUCGCUAAUGCCAUGAAUGCUGAUAGUAAAACCGGAAAGGGCUCUACAAAAGUAAAGAAUAAAUCAGCUAAUUCAACUCCAUCGAAAACGAAAGCCGCUGCAACUGCUGCAGCAGUAAAUAGCAGCAAUUCUACUCCUGUUGAUAACUCAUCAAGCAAUAAAAAAUCAUCGGUAGGAUCUCGGUCAAAAGCUGCUGAAAUCAAAUCAAGUAAGCCACAAACAUCGACACGACGUCCAUUAAGUGCUUUAUUUGGUGGGAAAUCUAAAGAUGAUAAACCAUCCAAGAGUCCUGAGGUAACGAAGAAAUCUGCUGGACAAAAUAUUCAGCCAUCAAAUAGUACCUCAAAAGACAUGAAUAGAAUCCAGAACAACGUUAAACCAACCGUAUCUGAUAGUGUUGCAACUGAUGGAACAUUGCAAGCUAGUCAGAUCCAAUCGCAAGCCAAAUUAGAAAAGGCUGAAACUCAAUCUAAAACAACAGAAAGUCAAACGUCGAAAGAAAACCCACCUAAUGCCAAACCAUCACUACACCAACAAUCUGUAAGUACCCCUUCUAGCCAUGAAGUUGGCCCUAUACCUAACAAUCAAGAACCUAAAGUCAAUGAUGACCAUCACGAAGAAGGUGAGCCCCCUAAUAUUGUAAUAAAUAGGAGAUCGAGUAAGAUAGAGACUAAAAUACUUAAACCUUCAGAGCUGGAUACUGCAAUACAGCGUAAAUCACAGCUCGAUUCCAAUGAUAAUCCUAAUACACUAAAUGACAUCAAUAAAUUACCAGCUACAAAACAAGAUGAUACGAAGCCAAUGACUUCAUCCAAUCAACAAGAGAAUAACAUAACAAGCCCGGAAUCCAAACCAACUAACAAUAAUUCCAGUAAGUUCGAUAAUAACCCGGUAGCAACGGAAGAACCGUUAACCAAUAACUACCACACUAAUAAUAAAUCUCAAAUCGAUUUAUCGCCUGUUUCUAAAUCCAAAGAAGUUGAAGAGAAUACGAAAGUAACUCCUCAAAAUUAUGCCAAUGACACACUGAAGGCAGAGCCAACUUCCAAUCGUAAUGUAAGCUUGACUAGUGAUGCAACUACUGUCAACCAUAAUAGUCAAAUUACCAAUGUAAGCUCCAAAGAGAGCAUAAACGUUUCACCUAAGCAACAUUUACAGGAUGAACCUAAAACUAUUACCAACUCAUCACAGGAAAUAGAAAUAACGCCUGUGCCUAAAACGAAGGGAGCAGUUAAUGCCUUUUUAAGAUCUGGCAUGGACGAGAAUGACAGCAAGUCUGACAAUCACUCUCAUGAACCACCUACAGAUCCUAUUGUAGAAGAAGAAGAAAUUAAGCCAACUGUUCAUCGCGUUACUGCUAGCAUGCCUCUUCAUUUCUUGUUGGAACCUGAAGAGGAUACAGAGUUAGAUCAUGAUGGAAAAUCGUCGGAACCAUCUGUAACUGAAACAGCACAGUCUAAUCCAAAAAUACAAGUACCAACGGAUAUGAAAGUGAAUCAUAUUCCUUCUGCUGAUGAAGAGGCUAAGGAAAGAGUUACAGUUCAUCCUAUAAAUGAGCAUGACAGCAACAAGGUUGUAAAAGACCUAAAACAUGGAAGUCAAGCUACACCUUACACAAAGUCAAAUAGUCCUAAAGUAGCCAUUAAAUCGAAACAAGAAGAAGUGGAUAACAAGCCUCAUACUAACCUACAUGAUACUCCGAGCUACACUAAAGCGUAUCCACAGAAAGAAGAAGAAUCCAUCCAUCAUGAUGAGCGAAACAAUGUUAAUGCAGCCACAGAACCAAAAGUAAACACAACUGAAACAGCAAAUCUAUCACCUAAAAUGAAUAAAAUCGAAGAAAGUAAGACUAUUCAUACAACAGACCAAUCUGAUCAUAAAACAGCCAAUCUAUCACCUAAAAUGAGCGCUAAUGAAAGUAAGAAUAUAUCUCAACCAGAUCAUUCUGAUCAUGAUCAUGAAACAUCGGGAGUAAAAGCUCCAAUGACUUCAACAGCUGCAGUUAAUAGCUCGAUUACGACUACAUCGCACGAUGUGCCAGCCGCAGCUAGUAUCGAGAAAACUUCUGCCCAUGAUGAAAUUGCAAAUGCAAGGACUAGCGAGGUUGCACCACCAUCAUCUACCGCAGAGAAAGCUCCAGUGAAGGCAGAAACAGCAGCUGCGGUAGCAGGGACGACAGAAGCGGUUGCAACUACAUCCGCAACAAUUUCAACAGCUUCCACUAUCCCAGCUAAUACAGCUCACGAAAUAACUCCAGCAGCUUCUACUUCCAUAAAAACUGUAAGAAAUGCUACAGUCGAGGAUGCAACGGUGGUAAAGCUUAACAGUAACACUACUAAUGAAUCCAUGUCAGCUACUCCUCAUGUCGAAGCAGGCAACGAUGCUAAGAAAGAGCCAAACCACGUUGUUGCUCAAGAUGACCAUGAUCACGCAAAAGUAGUUGCAGCUGCAGUUGGAGCUACUGCAGCGGCGGCAGCUACUGCUGCAGCUGUUUCUGUUACAGCUGAUGCAACAGCACAUCCUUCACCCGAAAUUAACACCAAAGAGGCUACAAAAGCUGCAGCUAAUUUACAUGCUGAUAUGCAUCAUGAAGAUGUUAAAUCUGUUGCUGCUGCCGUUAUUGCUUCCAAUCGUGCUAGGAAACGUCUACAAAAUCGUAUUGCAUCUCAAACAUCUAUUCAAACUGUUGAUAAAGUAACGGGUAGGAUGAAGAUAAAGUUAUGGCAUGAAAAGGUAACAGAGAAUUUAGUCAUAACCGUUUUUGGAGCGGAAGAUCUGUAUCCAUGCGAUCAUAAAGUAUAUCGCAAUGCCUACGCUAAAGUAUUUAUGUAUCCAGAAGCUAGCCAAUUUGGUAAACGUCGGACCAAAACAUGCGACCGACAACUUAAUCCAACGUGGAAUCAAACCUUUAUGUAUUUUUCAAUCAGUGAUAAAAGACUUGAAAGUUCUAGCUUGCAAGUAACGAUCUGGGAUAACGAUAAAGAUCAUGGCAUUAAGUUUUUAGGUGAAGUAAUCAUUAAGAUGGCAACUGCUAGAUUGGAUAAUCAACCUCAUUGGUAUUUACUACGAAAUCAUGAUCAUUCUGUUGGUCAACUUCCUCCUCCGACACCAAUUAAGAAGACUGCUUCGGAUAAGCAAUCAUCUCAUGGUCUACGCCGAUCAAAUGUAUCUCUACAUGCAACAAAUACUAAUGAUGAUAGUGUAGGUGCUAUCUCAGAAGAUUCAGUGGUUGGCCAUCCUGAAGAAGUUUACCAUAGCUCAGUGAAUGCUAAUAAGUACCGUGUUGCUGAUUCAUCUAACUACGCCGAGCAUGCAAUGUCUAACACUGGCCAUGAAGAUGCUCCAUCUCAAUCACAAGAUCAUCCGAGUGAAGCGGAUGAUAAUACAAAGAAUCAAAAUCAUGCAGCAACUAGCGAUGCUAGCAAUGAUGAUAAGAAAACACCUCCGAGGAAACCACCACGAAUUGAUAGGCCACCAAGUGAAAUAGAAAAUCCAGCUGUACAAGAAAAUCAAACUCCAUUAAAGACGAAUCAUAAUGAUGCCCAUCAAACCAAUCAUGUAUCUACAACACCAACGAGUAAGCUGAGUGUCAAUAUCUACAGUACAAAAUCCAUGUAUUGA